ACGCAGCGGGCCAAUCACCACCCUCGCGGAGUGAUUUAAUGAGGACUACACCCAAGCCCUUGUCUCGACGCUGUGGCUUCUCUUGGGUGGUGACUGGUGAGAGCAGAAGAAAGCCGGGGUACCGGAACGUGCAACUGCAGCUCAACUCUCCCUUCCUUUGUCGCUCCAGAGGCGUCUGUGCAAAGUUUCUUGACCCAGCUUCUCUUUUAUCAUCCACCAAUUAUCAGAAACCAUGUCUUGGGACAGCUACGUGGCCAAGUUUAUCGCUGAAAACUGCCAGGAUGCGGCCAUUAUUGGGUACCCUGACAACAAGUACGUCUGGGCAGCACAUCCCGGCGGUAAUUUUGCCAACAUCACGCCUGCUGAAAUUGAUGCGCUCAUGUCAAAAGACCGUCAAUCCUUCUUCAUCAAUGGAUUGACCUUAGGAAAUGAAAAAUGCUCUGUGAUCAGAGACCGAUUGGCAGUUGAAAAUGAAUGGGGAAUGGACCUCCGGACUAAGUCCUCUACCGGCCCCACUUACAACAUUGCUCUAUGCCAAGCUAAGACAGUAUUUGUUCUAAUCAAGGGCAACGAAGGUGUCUACGGAGGGACCCUCAACACAUUGGCAUAUAAGACGGUUGAGUACCUGAGGAAUCAGAAAUGUUAAAGCAUCCCGUACCAGGCCACCCACCCAACCAGCUACCUGUCUAUCUACCACCCUGUUGCAUUUCACACUUCCUGUCCUUGUUGCUCCUUACUAUCUUCUGCUCCUCCUCCCCAAACCGUCUCAGCCCUUACAGUUGAUCCAUAGCCAAGAUGAGCGUGUGACUAAGGAUGUCACUUGAUUAAGACCAGCAGAAUGAAAGACAAUCACUUGAUGUGUCUUUGGUGCCCAUUGACACGACAAGUUCCACAACAUAAGCGCUCCCCGAGAGUGGCCCUUACCUUUUUUUUUUUUAGAUUGAUUGGAGCACUGAAGCAGUAGCUCGUCCAGGUCUACCUCCUCCCCCAACAACUUCUUUGAGGAUAGACGGUGUGAUCAUCUGUCCACUGUCUUCCAUGUCCCUCCCUUCCUGAUAAUGAAAUGCUUGACCCCCCGCCCCCCCCGCACAUACGCGUCCUUGUCAAGGUGUCGUCGUUUGGCUCUGUUAAUUGUCAUCAAGCAGAGUUACUGUUCCUAUACACACACACACACACACCAAAAAAAAUCAAUGGACAUUCCACAGUUACGAGCUCAGGCACUUGUUACUGUCUUUCUUUUGCCAGUACCUGUAAUUUGUUUUAAGAAAGGCUGUCGUUUUGGACCGUAGAUAUUUCUCGCUCUCUCACCACCUGGAGAUUGUUCUUUAUUUUUUUGCCCCCCCAGGUAGGAUCAAUUGUAGUGAAAGCGCAGGUGUUGCAACAAAACACCAAACAGGUUAAGUGACAGGGCAGGUGAGCAUGGAUUUAGUCUUAUUUUUUUCCCCUUUUUCUUUUUUUGUCACCCCUAUCAGAAGCUACACUGAAUUUGAAAAAAAAUCAAAAUAAAUCCUCAUUUAAACUGUGGAAUUAAUUGCCUUUUGCCAUCCAUUGAGCACAGACCCUACAACUGUAAUGUCUGUACACUCUUUGGGAGAUGGGUUAGAUGAAACCAACAUGUACCGUUCAUCACAACCUGUGUAUCCUGUGCCAUAAUGUCAAGAGGUCUGUUGCUCACUCUUCCAAGAUUAAUUUUUCCUACGCAUAACUUGUCCUUCAUUUUCUUUUCUGUAGCUUCAGUGCCACUGUUUAGGCCUUGUAUAAUCAUCAAAUCUGUUUCCAAGUCCUUCUCGCUGAUUUGUUCUCACUUUAGUUUUCUUGGAUCUGGGAUAGUCUGUCAAUGCAUUGAAUUCCAUAUGCAUACAACCAAGAAUGCCAUAUAUUGAUUUAUCACCUUGUUUACAGACAGAUCAAAAUAAAUUUAUUCCAACCAGA
Syngnathus acus (greater pipefish) is the source of this 1932-nucleotide messenger RNA. RefSeq names its product profilin-2-like. The transcript has 3 exons. NCBI's taxonomy places the organism in Eukaryota, Metazoa, Chordata, Actinopteri, Syngnathiformes, Syngnathidae. Gene Ontology annotation, biological process: positive regulation of actin filament bundle assembly; regulation of actin filament polymerization; actin cytoskeleton organization. The record is from RefSeq and is a predicted model, not a curated record. Gene Ontology annotation, molecular function: actin binding. Bases 233 to 646 code for a protein of 137 amino acids. Gene Ontology annotation, cellular component: cytoplasm.